AUGCAGAUAUUCCUUACGGUUGCUUUUUUUAUGAUAGAGAAAUGUAACUCAUAUACACAAAAAUAUCCUUCUGAAAAUUUCAAGCUUCAUGGAAAAGUGUAUAAGACUUGUGCAACUUGUUUGAUUAAAAAAGCUGAGAAAAAAGCUGAUAAAAAAACUAUACCCGAUCAUAAUAAUAUUAAAACAAUUCUAUUAGACAAUUUAAAUAAAUAUGUUAUAGAGUUAAUAGACAGCCUUGAGAAUAACUCUGAGUUAUCUUUUACAAUAAACAUCGAUGCCAACAUGUUUGAUCAAAAUUUCGGUAUCAAGUCAAUUAUCAAUAUAGUUGUCAACAGUAUUGAGGAAGGUGAUGGUUAUAAUUGGAUAUAA
Molecule: messenger RNA, 369 nt
Organism: Racocetra persica
Lineage: Eukaryota; Fungi; Glomeromycota; Glomeromycetes; Diversisporales; Gigasporaceae
Source: the annotation of a GenBank genome assembly